UAUGUGUGUGUGUGUGUGUGUGUAUGUGUGUAUGUUCCUUCAUCCUCUAAUUAACACCAUGGAUCUACAACACACCCUUACAUCUGGAAUAUUAAUUUCAUGUUUGAUUAGUGCCUGUUUUUCUGCUGUCCCAGUGGAAGAAGAAGAUCCGAGGUUUUGGAACAUUAAGGGGAAGGAAGCUCUCAUCUCAGCUUUGUCUCUAAAAGCAAAUGUUUUUCGAGCCAAAAAUCUCAUCCUUUUUCUCGGAGAUGGUAUGGGAGUUCCGACAGUGACAGCUGCUCGGAUUCUGAAAGGGCAGCUUGCUGGUAAAAAUGGAGAGGAGACCAUGUUAACCAUGGACAUGUUCCCUUACCUGGCUUUAUCCAAGACCUAUAAUGUGGAUCAGCAGAUGCCAGACAGUGCUGGUACGGCCACAGCGUAUCUGUGUGGUGUUAAAGCCAAUUACGGAACACUAGGUCUCAGUGCUGCGGCUCGGAGGGGUCAGUGUAACACCACCUUGGGCAACGAGGUCAAAUCAGUCCUCCACCGUGCCAAAGCAGCAGGGAAGUCUGUGGGUGUUGUGACAACCACACGAGUUCAACAUGCAUCCCCAGCAGCAAAUUAUGCCCAUGUAGCUGAUAGAGACUGGUACGGUGAUGCUGAGCUGCCUGCUAGCGCAGUGAGUCAAGGCUGCAAAGACAUUGCCUACCAGCUCGUCCACAACACUGACAUCAAUGUGAUUUUAGGUGGAGGGAGACUGUACAUGCUCCCUGUAGAGACUCAAGAUCCUGAAUAUCCUAAAACCACAGGUAGCAGAAAGGACAACACAAACCUGAUCAAUGAGUGGCUCAAAAACAAAAAGAAUGCCCAUUAUGUGUGGAAUAAAAGUCAGCUCAAUGCUGUGGAUGAGAGAAACACUGAUUAUUUAAUGGGUCUUUUUGAGCCAAAGGACACCAGGUAUGAGCUGGAAAGGAAUCCAGAAACAGAUCCGUCACUCACAGAGAUGAUGGAAAAAGCCAUCAAGAUCCUCAGCAAGAACCCCAAUGGAUUUUACCUCUUUGUGGAAGGUGGUAGAAUAGAUCAUGGCCACCAUGCAAGUCAAGCUAAACUUGCACUUUAUGAAGCAGUGGAGUUCGACCGUGCCAUCGCCCGAGCAGCCGAGCUGACCAGCGAAUUAGACACUAUGACUGUGGCCACCGCUGAUCAUUCACAUGUGUUCUCUUUUGGUGGAAACUCUGCCAGGGGCAGUCCAGUAAUGGGACUUUCUACCAAAAUUGGCAAAGAUAUGAAACCCUUCACCACCGCUCUGUAUGGGAAUGGACCAGGACACAUUGCUGGAGGAGCACGACCAGACCUUAACUAUACAAUUACAAACAAUACAGACUACAUCCAGCAGUCUGCUGUUCCGCUGUCAUCUGAAACUCAUGGUUCUGAAGAUGUGGCUAUUUUUGCGAAAGGCCCGAUGUCUCAUCUUUUCCACGGUGUUCAGGAACAGAGUUAUAUCGCCCAUGCUAUGGCCUUCGCUGCCUGCAUUGAGCCCUACACUGAAUGUUACUUACAGCCUGCUCCCAAACCAGACCCAGAUCAUGCUGUAUCCAUCUGGCUCAGCGUCUACAUCAUGUUGCUUAGCCUCCUCAUUUCUUUCAUCCAUUUCCUAUGAAGGAACUGAUUUUGUACUGAACACUUAAUCCCUCUACAGAUUGUGUAACAUAGUAUUAUUUUUCCCAUGUAAACCCAAUGUAAACCCAUUGUCCUGGGCAUAUUAUAUAAAUAUAAUAAUAAAAUAAAUGUAUAUGAAAAUUGCUAUAAAUCACACACCCUUAAUAGAUUAAAUCUACCAGAAAUGAUAGCUGUAAAACUCUAUUAAAGAAACUCUAUUAAAGACUUUAUAGUAAGAUAGUUUGGCACAGACAUUUUCUGCUAUGCCCAUGAGAAAAAAAAGUGUAAAAGAUUAUACUUUAGAUUAAUAUUGAAAUAUUUUUCAUGUACAAAAUGCACCAUGUUUUCAGAGGUUUUAUUCCACAAGAAAAGGUGUUUAAAUUAUGUCAAAAAGAUGUUUACGAAACAUUAGCAUCAUCUACAACAAAAUAUAAGUUCUGCUCAAACACUGAAGUUCAUAUCCUUACUAGAACAUUAGCCUUUGUAUAAAGCACUAAACAGAAGAACAGCAAGUAAUGAAUAAUUGAUGUUAGAGUUGUCUUGUGGUGUGUUAUGGGUGAGUGGUGACGUCAUGUUAAUGGUUUGUGAAUGAAAGGUGAGUGUGUAACAAAAUAGUUUAGGAUGAACUCUAAAACAGAGCUGAAGUGUCUGGGGAUUAAAUGUUUAUUUCUUUUAUCAAAGCGUUGGCACCAAAUAUUAAUUUAGGAAAUAUCAAGGCAACAUGUCAUAACUUUUGUUAGAUAUCAUAGCAAUAUGACAAACCCAGGGCUGUCAAGUGUCAUGCAUUGAGUGUGACAGUCACUCAUUUCGGUAUUUUGUCACGCUCUCCUGCCACAGAUUGUAUUUGUCAUGCAGAAAAACAUACUAUUUAUCAUAUAUUUAAUAUGCCGCAGCGCCCAAAAUGUAUCAGUCCCCACCACUGUCUCUAUGGAACCGGGCAGGAAUCAAGCGCAUCUCUGGACGGGACAUUGUCCUCAAUCAUAACCUAAAAAUGUCUGGGCUUGUGCCGAACUGUUUUAAAUGGGAGCAACAUUACAAAUGAUAAAGCAGUCCAAAAAGGCUACAAAAACUUACAAUAAACAACAUUCAUAAUCUC
This is a messenger RNA of Tachysurus vachellii, 2734 nucleotides long. It is a transcript of the gene alpi.2, whose product is annotated as alkaline phosphatase, intestinal, tandem duplicate 2. The coding region runs from base 2 to 1639 and encodes 545 amino acids. Gene Ontology annotation, molecular function: alkaline phosphatase activity. The record is from RefSeq and is a predicted model, not a curated record. Gene Ontology annotation, biological process: dephosphorylation. NCBI's taxonomy places the organism in Eukaryota, Metazoa, Chordata, Actinopteri, Siluriformes, Bagridae. The transcript has 11 exons. Gene Ontology annotation, cellular component: plasma membrane.